Messenger RNA from Gaeumannomyces tritici R3-111a-1, 1920 nucleotides. RefSeq names its product FAD binding domain-containing protein. Gene Ontology annotation, molecular function: oxidoreductase activity; FAD binding. The transcript has a single exon. Bases 1 to 1920 code for a protein of 639 amino acids. The record is from RefSeq and is a predicted model, not a curated record. Lineage: Eukaryota; Fungi; Ascomycota; Sordariomycetes; Magnaporthales; Magnaporthaceae.
AUGAAGCGGGCAAACUCCAUCAUCCAUGGCGCUGCUGCCACCGCGCGGCUUUUGUUUUUAGCCGCUCACGCCGUGGCAGGGCUUACAUUUCCGUACGAGACGGUUCAGCUGGACGAGACGGACGUGGCGGCCUUCCCGGCCGUCUCCUUCGGCAACACGUCGGCGCCGCCCGUUCCUUUGGGGGAGUGCAGAUCCUUCCCGGGCGACGCCGACUGGCCGGGCGAGGCGGAGUGGGCCGCGCUCGACGACCUGCUGGACGGCCGGCUGCUGAGGCCGACGCCCCUCGGCGCGGCCUGCGACCCGGCCCACGCGGCGUACGACGCGGCGCGGUGCGAGUCGCUGGUGCGGGACGCCUCGCGCACGCGCGCGCUGCUGGACGACCCGCUCACGGUGCUGACCGUGUGGCCGCAGGGGGACACGUGCAGGGUGGUGCUGCCGACGGGCUCCGGGCCGGGCGGCGGCGCCGACCCGCCGCCCCCUUGCACGCGCGGCGGGUUCCCCGAGUACGUGGUCAACGCGACGACGGCGCGACACGUGCAGGCGGCGGUCAACUUUGCGCGCAACCGGAACCUGCGGCUCGUGGUCAAGAACACGGGCCACGAUUUCGGAGGUCGCUCGGUCGGCGCCGGGUCGCUGAGCGUGUGGACGCACCAUCUAAAGGACUCGCGGUACAUGGCGAAUUACGACUCUGCCUUUUAUAGCGGCAGAGCCAUGCAGCUCGGGGCUGGGAUCGAGGCGUGGGAGAUGUCGAACCUGAUGGUGGACCACGGCGGCAUCACCAUUACGGCACCGGGCUGCAGCACGGUUGGUGGCGUGGGAGGAUGGAUGCUGGGCGGCGGGCACACGACCAUCACGUCCAGCCACGGCCUCGGCGCCGACCAGGUCGUGGAGCUCAACGUCGUGACCGCGGACGGCAGCUUCGUCACCGCAAACGGGACGCACAACACCGACCUCUUCUGGGCGCUCCGCGGCAGUGGUGUGGGAAGUUUCGGUAUCGUGACCUCGGCAGUCUUCAAAGCAUACGCACCCGUGAGCAUCACCGGGGUCCAGCUGCAGUGGCAAACGACAGCGGGCACGUCCGGAACCGUGGUCGACAAGGAGACGUUUUGGCGGGGCAUCAACGCCUACUUCAAGUUCGGCAUCAACGUCGGGCUCGCCAACGGUGUCGACUUCAACUACAUCCGCAAGCAGGGCAACGACACGUACAGCUUCACCACGAGCAUCUCGUUCCCAGGCAAAACGCCAGAUCAGGUCUCUGACCACCUAGCGCCGCUGAUGCGCAGUCUACAGGCGGCGGGCGUCAACAUGACGAGCCCCCUGCCGGCCCAGCCCCGGCCGUACGCAUCACGGCGCGGCGGCACGGGCGACAGCCUGGGAAACGCCCGGUACGCGUCCAGGCUGUGGCCGCGAUCGCUGUGGGCGGAUGAGGCGGGGUUUGCGCGGGCCAUGGCGGCGGUGCGCGCGAGCGUCGAGGAAGGCGGCUACACAUUCCACGGCCUCCUGAUGAACACGGACCCGGACACGGUGGGCACGCCGGUUGUGCCACCCAACUCGGUGUCGCCCGGGUGGCGCGCGGCGGCCAUGCACGCGUCGGUCCAGGACUCGACGGCACUGGCCCAUCUCACGCCGGCCGACUUCCACGCGGCCAACGAGCGGCUCCUGAAGUAUUCUGGCGCCAUCAGGGCGGCGACGCCGGGUGGGGGCGCCUAUAUCAACGAGGGCUACUCGCUCGAGCCGGGUUGGCAGGACAAUUUCUAUGGGCUUGUCGUCUACCCGCGACUGCUGCGGGUCAAGCGGGACGUGGACCCCUGGGGUCUUUUCUGGGCACCCACCGCGGUCGGAAGCGAGGCCUGGGAGGUGCGCACGGUGGACAAAAGGCCGACGCAGAACGGGAGGCUGUGUCGACAGACCUGGGCUUGA